AUGUUGCUGGCUCAGGAGUUUAAACAAAAGGAGGCACGGGUCUUUUUGGCCGGGACGAGGUAUAAAUGCGAGGGGGUUAAAGUGAGGCAGAACUGUGCGUCAGUCAACGGGCGGGAACGGAUCCGACGAACGGAACGGAACGGAACGGAAAGAAGCCAAAAUGAGCACGGGAAAGAUAAUAACGUACCACUUGUACGGUUUUUCCCUCAACAGAUCAUCUUCUAUGAAGACAGGAACUUCAUGGGGCGCUCCUGGGAGAGCAGCGGCAACUGCCCCAACAUGUCCGCCUACCUGAACCGCUGUUACUCGUGCCGAGUGGAGAGCGGCUGCUGGAUGGUGUACGAUCGCCCCAACUUCAUGGGCAACCAGUAUUUCCUCAGGAAGGGCGAGUACAACGACUACAUCGGCACGUGGGGGAUGAACGGUUGGAUCCGCUCCUGCCGCUGGAUCCCCAUGCACAGCGGCCCCUACAGGAUGAGGAUCUACCCCAGGGAGAACUUCAUGGGCCAGAUGAUGGAGAUGUCUGACGACUGCGACUCCUUCAUGGAUCGUUAUAGCUGGUCUCAAGGCUGCAUGUCGUGCCACGUGAUGGACGGCCACUGGCUCAUGUACGAGUUCCCUCACUACAAAGGCAGGAUGUGGUACUUCGGUCCCGGACAGUACCGGAACUACAGGCACAUGAUGGGAAUGAGCGGCAUGAGGUGUAUGAGCAUGAGGCGCAUCAUGGAUUCCUGGUAUAACUAAAGCCACUUCAUGUUCGAUCUCGUGAGUCUGAAAUAAAGCGAAUAAAAUGAGAAUUUGACAGAUUUCUGUCUUCUUUAUCAGCUGACGACACUGAUCGAUGAUGAGAUGCUAAAAAAAAAAAAAAAAAAA
This is a messenger RNA of Ictalurus furcatus (blue catfish), 873 nucleotides long. Its product is annotated as gamma-crystallin M2-like. Gene Ontology annotation, molecular function: structural constituent of eye lens. The record is from RefSeq and is a predicted model, not a curated record. The transcript is spliced from 3 exons. Bases 1 to 744 code for a protein of 247 amino acids. Lineage: Eukaryota; Metazoa; Chordata; Actinopteri; Siluriformes; Ictaluridae. Gene Ontology annotation, biological process: visual perception; lens development in camera-type eye.